Pungitius pungitius (ninespine stickleback) is the source of this 2734-nucleotide messenger RNA. Its product is annotated as abl interactor 1-like. NCBI's taxonomy places the organism in Eukaryota, Metazoa, Chordata, Actinopteri, Perciformes, Gasterosteidae. The transcript has 11 exons. The record is from RefSeq and is a predicted model, not a curated record. Gene Ontology annotation, molecular function: SH3 domain binding; signaling adaptor activity. Gene Ontology annotation, biological process: neuron migration. Gene Ontology annotation, cellular component: SCAR complex; lamellipodium; actin-based cell projection. The coding region runs from base 122 to 1612 and encodes 496 amino acids.
CGGCCCCACAAUGCCAGGCGGGGGAGCCCCACUCUCAGCUACACGCCACAGCAUCACCGCCUCGCCUCGCUGAAGAAAAAAAAAACCUCACAGAGAGGAGAGAAAUGCUAAGGGAUGUAAGAUGGCAGAGCUACAAAUGCUGUUAGAGGAGGAAAUCCCCGCCGGUAAAAGAGCCCUCGUCGAAAGCUACCAGAACCUGUCCCGGGUUGCGGAAUACUGUGAAAACAAUUAUGUUCAGGCUCAAGACAAGAAGAAGGCCCUGGAGGAGACCAAGGCCUACACCACCCAGUCCCUGGCCAGCGUGGCCUACCAGAUCAACGCCUUAGCUAACAAUGUGCUGCAGCUGCUGGACAUCCAGGCCUCGCAACUGCGACGCAUGGAGUCCUCCAUCAACCACAUCUCCCAGACCGUGGACAUCCACAAGGAGAAGGUGGCGCGUCGAGAGAUCGGCAUCCUGACCACCAAUAAGAACACCGCGCGCACCCACAAGAUCAUCGCCCCUGGCAACAUGGAGCGCCCAGUGCGCUACAUCCGGAAGCCCAUCGACUACACGCUGCUGGACGACGUGGGACACGGCGUCAAAUGGCUUAAGGCCAAGCAACAUGGGAACAAUGCGGCAGGACGGGGAGCGACACUUACCAGGACCACCCCUCCCUCACAGAAACCACCAAGCCCCCCCAUGGCUGGUCGUGGUACCCUAGGGCGUAACACUCCCUACAAGACCCUGGAGCCGGUGAAGCCUCCCGUGGUGCCCAACGACUACAUGACGAGCCCGGCCCGACUGGGCAACCAGCACAGCCCCGCACGCACAGCCUCGCUCAACCAGAGGCCCAGGACACACAGUGGCAGCAGUGGUGGUAGCGGCGGCAGGGAGAACAGCGGAGGCAGUGGAGUCGGGAUUCCAAUAGCAGUUCCCACCCCCUCCCCUCCCAGCAUGGGGCAAGUGGUGACAUCGUCUGCCUCGGUGCCCCAGGGCCCCGGUCUGGGUCCAAUACCCAUGUCCCAGUUUGGCACCAUCUCCCGCCAGAUCUCCCGUCACAACUCUUCCACCACCUCCUCUGCCUCCAUGGUGUCGGCCACUGGAACCUACCGCCGCGCCCCCUCCGUCUCCUCCCAGCAGCCCCACAUGAACGGUGGCCCUGCCUACCCACAGAACGCAGUGUCUGUGGCUCCUCCGCCUCCUCCUCCAAUGGUCCAGCUGACCCCACAGAUCCCUCUGACCGGCUUUGUUGCCAGAAUGCAGGAGAGCAUAACGGACAGCCCCGCCCCGCCUCCUCCGCCCCCCCCAGAGGACAUGGGUGUCUUUGAGGAGGCCUCCCCCCCUCCGCCUCCCCCGCCUGUGGACUACGAGGAAGAGGAAGCCGCGGUGGUUCAUUACAGCGAUCCCUACGCAGACGGGGACCCCCUGUGGGCCCCCAAGGUUUAUUUAGAGAAAGUUGUGGCCAUCUACGACUACAGCAAGGACAAGGAGGACGAGCUGUCCUUCAUGGAAGGAGCCAUCAUCUACAUAAUCAAGAAAAACGACGACGGCUGGUUUGAAGGCGUCGCUAACGGCGUCACCGGACUCUUCCCGGGAAACUACGUGGAGUCGAUCAUGCACUAUGCUGACUGAAAAAAACAAAAACAAAAACACACCCAAAAUGGCACUGCUAGUUUUGAGCGAAGGUAAAACCGUGAAGAUGUACAGAUGUUUGCCACUGACUGCAGUUCAUACGCCUCCCGUUUUUGAAUGAAGUGCCAUGGUGGAUUUUUCAGAUGCUUUUCUUCUUUUAGGGGGCUUGUGCUUGCACGGUUUUGUAAUGCCCCCCCCCCAAAAAAAAAACAGAGAAGGAGGGUAAUGACACUUCGGACUGGGGUCUGUUAGUUUACACUGUGGACAAAAGGGAGGAGAUAAAGAUAAGGGCCUUUUUUCCCAUCAAGCACAUCUAGAUUUUGUGUAUUUGCAACCAGUGUUGAUCCAGUUGACAGUGACGAUGAGGCAGUGCAGCGUUCUCUGGACGAGACCCCUUUUAGUUGCACCGUAGACCGCCAGACCGACCUUUUCCCCUCCUUUCUAAAACCUACAACAUACCACACACGCGGAAAAAAAAAACAACGACCCGAAAGGGACAAACAGACAUCAACAAGUGCAUUUAGGACACGACUGAAUGUUCGACGUCGUCGAUGUCCGAAGCGCAAGGUGUUUACGAGGGAACAAAAGCAACCUCGAGUUGUGUGUUCACUAUGCUCUGUGUUUGUGGGGCUGCAGAGAAGAAGAAAAAAAAAAAGGGGGGUUAAACCGAGUGUAUAGAAUGAUUACAAAAAAGACAAGCGAUUCUUCUUUCUGUUCUCUUGUAUAUAAACUGUAACGUGAGAAGCUGCCAGUACAGUGCAUUCGUCGGUUAGUGUGUUUCACCAUCAGCGUGAUGCCAAGAUUGGAUGUUUUCAAUUUUAUUGUUUCUUUUUUUACUCCUUUUUAAUUCAUCACUCACAGUGCCAUUUGAACUUCGUCGGCGCCAAGCGGCUGUGUAUAAACCACUUUUUCAUUUUACGAUCAUUCUCACUGUAUUCGGUGGUGCGAUCCAGCUGCUGUUGCAGAGGUGGCUUCUAAAGGAGAAUCGGAGGGAGGACGAAGCUGUGUGUUUUCACGUUGUUCUCCAUUGUGUUGAAAUGGCUGCACUGAUAGUAAUCAACGCCUGUGAUGACUCAACGAUUUCCUUCUCUUGCUUUUGACCUUUUUUUUUUUUUUUUUUUU